GAACCAUUUUACCGAAGUACUGGCUGUAGUGUAGCGGCUUGUGUAGCUAGCCUUUUGUGCAUUACCACGAUGUUUAGUACUUGUAUUUUUUUUCGUGAACCUUUCUCUAACAAAAUUUGUUGUAGGAUGCUUCACCAACGAGCGGAUGGCACAUUUCUGGUAAGGGAAUCCACAAAUUUCCCUGGAGAUUACACAUUGUCGAUGACGUAUAGAGGGAAGGUGGAACACUAUCGAAUAUACCAAACGGGAGGACAAAUCACCUGUGAUAACGAGGAGUUCUUCACCAAUCUUACACAACUAGUUUCGCACUACAAACGUGAUGCUGAUGGACUAUGCCAUCGACUCGUAACUCCAGUAAUCUGUGAAAGCUACCAGAUCUUGGCGAAUAAUGCAAAUUUAGAAGACCGAACUAGUGCUUUUAUGAAAGCGGGACUUGUUAUUCCAUCCGGUGAUAUUCGCCUUGGUGACAUUAUAGGUCACGGCGAGUUUGGAGACGUAUUGGUGGGUUAUUACAAAGACAAAAAGGUUGCCGUCAAGGUGUCUAAACGACAUGGUAAUGGUAUGCUGGAUUCUCUACUCGACGAAUCUCGAUUUAUGGUAGGACUGUCUCACCGUAAUCUUGUGGCCCUUAUUGGAGUCGUAUUAGAUGAUGUUAACAUCUACAUGGUGACAGAAUAUAUGGCUAAUGGAAAUUUAGUGGAUUUGUUACGAUCCAGAGGCCGGCAUCAACUUGACAAGUUACAGCUGGUGCAAUUUGCAAUAGAUAUUUGCGGAGGAAUGUGCUAUCUGGAAUCUCGCCAAAUCGUUCACCGAGAUCUGGCUGCUCGUAACGUGUUGUUGGAUGAAGAGUAUGUGGCGAAAGUUAGCGAUUUUGGAUUAGCCAAAAAGGCACACUCGUCUUCUCAGGACAAUACGUCUGGAAAGUUUCCGAUUAAGUGGACAGCUCCUGAAGCUUUGCGACAUAGUAAUUUCUCGUCUAAGAGUGACAUGUGGUCUUUUGGAGUGUUGUUAUGGGAGAUUUUUUCGUUUGGUCGUGUACCAUAUCCACGGAUUCCAAUACAAGAUGUGGUACGUCACAUAGAAAGAGGUUAUCGAAUGGAAGCACCAGAAGGAUGUCCUACGGAUAUUGUUCGCAUAAUGAAUGACGCUUGGGCCUUAAAACCACAAGAUCGACCAUCGUUUGGACAGGUGAUAUUCAAGCGCUUUUGUUGA
This is a messenger RNA of Angiostrongylus costaricensis, 1212 nucleotides long. The record is from the annotation of a GenBank genome assembly. Lineage: Eukaryota; Metazoa; Nematoda; Chromadorea; Rhabditida; Metastrongylidae.